AUGUCUGCUCCAUCCAAGACCCACGGAAACAUCCAGGCCGCUACCGGCGCCGUCAAGGAAACCAUCGGUGCUACCGUCGGAAACCAGUCUCUCCGCGCUGAGGGUGCUGCCCAGCGUGCGUCCGGAAACGCCGAAGUGGAAGGAGUCAAGGCCAAGAACUACGCCUCUGGAGCCGUUGACGGUGCCGUCGGUAACAUCAAGAAGAACGUCGGCGACGCCGUCGGAAACCAGUCCCUCCACGCCAGGGGAGCCGGUCAGGAAGCUCACGGUGACGCCCAGAAGGCUUUGAACAAGUAA
Fimicolochytrium jonesii is the source of this 297-nucleotide messenger RNA. RefSeq names its product putative cruciform DNA binding protein. NCBI's taxonomy places the organism in Eukaryota, Fungi, Chytridiomycota, Chytridiomycetes, Spizellomycetales, Powellomycetaceae. The transcript is spliced from 2 exons. The record is from RefSeq and is a predicted model, not a curated record. Bases 1 to 297 code for a protein of 98 amino acids.